Messenger RNA from Eurypyga helias (sunbittern), 467 nucleotides. Its product is annotated as palladin-like. The record is from RefSeq and is a predicted model, not a curated record. The transcript has 2 exons. NCBI's taxonomy places the organism in Eukaryota, Metazoa, Chordata, Aves, Eurypygiformes, Eurypygidae. The annotation marks the transcript as partial.
AAGAGAUAUGUACCCUUGUAAUUGCAGAGACAUUUCCUGAAGAUUCAGGACUUUUCACAUGCACAGCAACAAAUGAACACGUUUCAGCAACAAGCAGCGCGCAACUAACUGUCUGUUCAGCCAGUUCAGAAAGCUCUAGUCAUGAAUCACUGGCAAGGGAAUCCAACAGUGAUGAUUUCCAUCAAUUCUCACCACCUCCUCCCGUUGAAAUUAGCUCUCUUGAGCUUCCUCCUAAGAAACAUACAGAGACCAACCAAGCAAACAACAGCGAGCUGAGAUCUGAUGUGACAGCCUUUCAACCACAGCUCAAUUCAUCUGAGGAAAAAACAAAUGGCAUCCAUCCCAUUCAUGGAGUAAACGGAAUGAUUAACAGCAAGCCAAAUGGUGAUAAAUCCAUCCCACCUCCAGCUGUCUUGCUUUCACCCACAAAGGAGCCACCACCUGUGCUUGCCAAACCAAAGCUGUGA